Messenger RNA from Platichthys flesus (European flounder), 6966 nucleotides. It is a transcript of the gene otud7b, whose product is annotated as OTU deubiquitinase 7B. The transcript is spliced from 12 exons. NCBI's taxonomy places the organism in Eukaryota, Metazoa, Chordata, Actinopteri, Pleuronectiformes, Pleuronectidae. Gene Ontology annotation, cellular component: cytoplasm; nucleus. Gene Ontology annotation, molecular function: cysteine-type deubiquitinase activity; DNA binding; zinc ion binding. Gene Ontology annotation, biological process: protein K11-linked deubiquitination; protein K63-linked deubiquitination; protein deubiquitination involved in ubiquitin-dependent protein catabolic process. The record is from RefSeq and is a predicted model, not a curated record. The coding region runs from base 350 to 3121 and encodes 923 amino acids.
GUUGUUGUUGUAAGUGCUGGAGAAAUUACUUUGUCGGCGCUGGUCCGCUUUGGGAUUUUAACGCUCGGCUCCGCGCACGAAGAUGCUAAAAAGUUAGGGAUUGUCGCCGCGGGAGACGUUCGCGUGGUUUGCGAGGAGGUUCUCGCCGGAAAACUCCAUGGGACGACGGGAACAACCUCUGCGCGGCCGUUCAAGGUGUGGCUGGUAGAGCAGCUCGAGAUAGAGGGUCUCUCCCCCCUCACCCCCUCCCCCCUGGUGCCCUUUCAAGGAGGAGAGCAGUGUCCUCGUUUUGUUUGUUUUUUCUUUUUCUGCCCGGAAGCAACCCUCCAACUUGUGACUUCAUGAUCACAUGACCGUGGAUAUGGACGCAGUCCUAUCCGACUUUGUCCGUUCCACUGGAGCUGAACCGGGAUUGGCCAGAGAUUUGCUAGAGGGCAAGAACUGGGAUUUCACUGCUGCACUCAGUGACUUCGAGCAGCUUCGACAGGUGCAUGCUGGGAACCUGACGUAUUCUUUCGCAGAGGAUAGAACGUACCUGCCUCUGGAAAAGGAGAUGGCGAGGGUAGGACGGCCCAUCCUCCACCGACAGGACGAGGUGGUGCAAGCCACAGAGAAGCGGCUAUCCAGGGGUAUUUCCCACGCCAGUUCAACCAUCGUGUCCCUGGCUCGUUCUCAUGUCUCCAGCACCGGCGGCAGCAGCAAUGAGCCGCUUCUGGACACGCCCCUGUGCACUUUCCAACUACCAGACCUCACCGUGUACCAGGAUGACUUCCGUGGUUUCAUCGAGAGGGAUCUUAUAGAGCAGUCAAUGAUGGUGGCCUUGGAGCAUGCAGGUCGACUGAACUGGUGGACAAAAGUAGUUUCAAACUGUCAGAAUCUGCUUCCGCUGGCCACGAGCGGAGAUGGAAAUUGCCUGUUACACGCAGCCUCGCUGGGCAUGUGGGGCUUUCAUGACCGGGACCUGAUGCUGCGUAAGUCGCUCUACGCGCUGAUGGAUCACGGGCUGGAGAGAGAGGCACUGAAGCGCAGGUGGAGGUGGCAGCAGACCCAGCAGAACAAAGAGUCUGGUCUGGUGUACACGGAGGAGGAGUGGCAGAAGGAGUGGAAUGAACUGUUGAAGUUAGCCUCCAGUGAGCCCAGAAUACACUACAGCACCAACGGCACCAACGGGGCGGAGUCUUCGGAUGAACCAGUUUAUGAGAGUUUGGAGGAGUUUCACGUCUUUGUGCUGGCUCACGUUCUCAGACGACCCAUAGUGGUGGUGGCCGACACCAUGCUCAGGGACUCUGGAGGAGAGGCCUUUGCUCCCAUCCCGUUCGGAGGCAUAUACCUACCGCUGGAGGUGCCAGCUGCUAAGUGCCAUCGCUCGCCGCUGGUCCUGGCGUAUGACCAGGCGCACUUCUCAGCGCUGGUCUCGAUGGAGCAGAAGCACAGCUCCAAAGAGCAAGUUGUGAUCCCUCUCACGGACUCGGAGCACAAAAUGCUGCCUCUGCACUUCGCUGUGGAUCCUGGGAAAGACUGGGAGUGGGGCAAGGAUGACUCAGACAAUGUGAUGCUUGCAAGUGUGGCUCUUUCUUUGGAGGCCAAGCUCCAGAUGUUACACAGCUACAUGACGGUCACCUGGCUGCCUCUGCCCUGCGAGCAAGCGCCUCUGGCACAGCCCGAGUCUCCCACUGCAUCGGCAGGAGAGGAUACACGCACGCCUCCUGACUCAGGCGAGUCGGACAAGGAGUCAGUCAGCAGCAGCUCCAACGGCAACUGUGACACAACCACGGGAUCAACGACCUUUGGAGGCGGGUCCUUGGCCAAGAACAGCUCCUCGUCCUCAUCUAGUUCCUCUAGCACAGGGUCGGCAGGGACAGGAACAGCAGGGAAGGACAAAACCAAGAAGGACAAGGAUAAAGACAAGAAGAGGGCAGACUCUGUGGCAAAUAAGCUCGGCAGUUUUGGCAAGAGCCUGGGCAGCAAGCUGAAAAAGAACGUGGGCGGCCUGAUGACGGGAAAGAACGCUGGAGCUGGAGGUGCCAAGCAGGAGGGCGGGGAGAAGAAAAAGGGCUCAUUUAGGGGGAGGAAGGGCAGCAAGGAUAGCUCGCCUUCAGCCCAGGCCUCAGAGGAUUCUGGGAAAGGUUCCCCUUCCUCAGGUAGCGAGCGUCUCAACGGAACAGGAAGCAGUAUGAGCAGCAGUGGUGGGAGCAGUAUCGAGAACGAGACCUACAAGUACAGUGCAGAUGUGAAGGUUAGCCUGGGCAUCCUCCGAGCCGCCAUGCAGGGUGAGAGAAAGUUGAUCUUCUCCAGCCUCCUCACCACGAGCAACAGGCAGCCCUUCCAGGAGGAGAUGAUCCAGCGCUACUUGACCGACGCAGAGGAGCGUUUUCGGGCUGAGCAGGAGCAGCAGCGUCGUGAUGUAGAGAGGAAGGGCGUCACCAAUGGCAUCCCGCCAUCCAAGAAGGAGGUGGUUGUUGGUACAGAGCUGAGCUACCGGCCUUAUGAGGCCAAAGAGGUGCUGUCAGAGAACUCGUCCCCUUCCUUCAACCCUCUCAAAUCCUCUCCUUUGAGCCCCUCUAUGUACUCUGGGGUCAUUCCCAUCCCCCGGCCCUCCUUCAUAGAUCAGACUCCUGCUGCCGCACCCCUCACCCAGCAUCUUCACAUGCACGGCUACAAGGAGAAUCGGCGCCAGCUAGCUGGUGGCUCCCCAGUUACCUCCUACCCUGGCCUCCCCUCGUAUGCCACACUUCCGCGACACUGCCCCUCAACACAGGGACCCUCGCACCCACAGUAUAUCCCACAAGGCCCCUCCUCCCUCAGUCCCUCCCGCCUCGUGCCCUCAUACCCCCCAGAGCUCGUCCCACCAGAUUAUCCCGUGUCUGAACCUGCUGCUGCUGGGAGCUACACCAACGGCUUCCGGGACAUCCACCCCAACCUAGACUCUCGGAGUGGGCAACCACCCGUCAGACACUACUCGCUGGGCAGCGCCGGGGGUUUGGCCGGCCUGCCGUCCAGCCGCUGUCGGACACCCAGCUGCACCUACUUCGGACACCCCGAGACGGGCAACUACUGCUCCUACUGCUACCGGGAGGAGCUGAAGAAGAGGGAGCCGGAGCCGGCAAUCCACAGGUUCUGAGCGGACCUUGCUUAUGGCCUGAAUUCGUUGAGUGGCCUUUUCAGUUAAAGUGACGGCUGGGGCGGAUCAGCCUCUGUACGGACAAGAUGAGCGCCGGACAGCUCCCCCCCCCCCCCCCUCUCAGCGGUGUCACCUCCACCUCAGAGCGUGACGGAGAGUCGACUCCAUCACUGAAUGAGCAGGGUGGCGUCUGACUGCAGGGGAGAUGGUAUUAGACGAUAGGAUAAACUAACUGCACUUCUGUUACAUUUUGCUGUGGCUCUUAUGCAGGUGUCGUGUCUGAGUCUGAGUCUGAGUCUGAGUCUGAGUGUGUGUGUGUGUGUGUGUGUGUGUGUGUGUGUGUGUGUGUGUGUGUGUGUGUGUGUGUGUGUGUGUGUGUGUGUGUGUGUGUGUGUGUGUGUGUGUGUGUGUGUGUGUGUGUGUGUGUGUGUGUGUGUGUGUGUGUGUGUGUGUGUGUGUGUGUGUGUGUGUGAGAGUUGCAGGCUCUCCUCCUUUAUCAGAUUUUAAACGCCUUGCUAUUGUCUCCUCCUAGUGGAGGGAAUGUAUGUGGCAGGGGCCGUACAUAACACUUAUCGACACACAGUGCAUGCACACAUACACACCAAGUCAGACUCACACCACACAAACAGCGAUGCAAGCACAAACAAAAAGGCACGAGUGUCUCCUCUCCAUUUGUGGUCCGUGGUGAUGUUCGGGUGGUGAACUAAGGGACGUUUGAGCAUUUUGAAGUCACAUCCCUAGGAGGGUGAUAUCAGUGAUUUCAUUUCACACUACUGUUACUAGAUGCUUGCAUCACACGUACCUCGGGAAACAGCAACAGAGUUAAUGCUUUUUUUUUUGUCGGUCAAAAUUUGCAUAACGCAAAAUUGCAAACUACCGUGCAAUGCUAAUCGUUAAGCGUUCUGUAGGCUGCUGUGGUGCUAAUGUUCCAGGUGGAAAAAAAACGCUAAUGUUCACGCAUCCAACACACCACUGUCCUGCAUCGUUACUAGUAUCUCUCCGGCUGAAACAAACUAUACAUUUUGUCCAAGUCAUUUAUCUAUACAUUGGAUUUUGAAGAUGUCAGCAGUCGGUCUCAUUAUUGACCCGGCGUCGUAGAACAAGAACACAUAGCAACAUAGGUCAAUAGUAAGAAGCUGAUCCCAGAGCCUGAUUGAGAGGGUUUCACAUGUGGUUGGAAUGUUUCUCUAUCGGGUCGUCCUGGUUCUGUUAGAAUGGAUGGUGUUGGGGCGUUUGCUUAUUGUGGCCGACGCAGGUUAUGCAAUACACAAAACACUACAAGGUGAAGAUGUCACAUCCAGACCAGCAGAAAUUGGAGAUGUGUGUCAAUAUAGCGUUUUAAAUAAGGUUUGUUUAAAAUGCCAUGCAAUACAUUUUGGAUUUCAGACGGGUCAAAGUUUCUGGACAGUAAAAGACGAGAUUUGUUAAUUUAACCGUCUGUAGUUGUAAUUGUCUCCAAUUUCUGUUUCUGUGAUGCUGCUUCACAUUCGUUGGAUGUUGAUGCUCAAAACUAAUAAUUCACAUUGCACUGACAAACUCUGGUUCCGAACGUCACGACAAACCCUCGACACUCUGCUGCUGCUUUUAGAAAAAAAACGUUUCUCCUCGUCACGCUAAAGGUUAACGUCACACCCACGGAGGGGACAGCUCACUCCUCAUUGGCUCGGUCGCCCACUGCAAACGUUUCAAAGUUCUACUGAAGGCGGUUUCUCCUGGCAUUUCUCUCGCCCCGAAACCUGAUCUCUCUCUCUUUUUUUGCACAAAGUCAAGCACUUUCCUGAUGUCCGUCGAUACCGUAUGUUUUGCUGUUUUCGGAAGUGGCCUGACUGUCGUCCUGUGUUCAUCUCUGCAGACACUGCCACCUCUGUUCAUGGGAAAUUAGGGGCCUGAGGGGUUUUUCUCCAAAGGAUUCAGUUACUGUAGAGCUACAGCAUUUCGGUGCCAGUGUCACCAUCUAACUCAAUUUCCUAGUUGCCUUUUUUGACAUUUGUCCUCGCGGCAUCACCAUGUAUUUCUUCAGAAAAGAAAAAAAUGACCUAAAUCAAAUAAUCUGCUGCUUGCUUCAUCGCCUGCAGUUCUGACGACUACUGCCCCCUAAAUUUUAACAUAUUAAUAUUAUUUUAAUUUGUGUUGACGCUUUUGAAAUAAUGCCAUUAUUCUCUUUUCAGCCCGGCAGAAAGUAUCACUGAGUUGAUACCAGCUGAUGUUCUGUCUUUGAGUUUUCCUUGUUAUCAUUUUAAGGCUGUUUUUGUUGUGCAAAUGUCAAAAUGACUACUUAAAUACUGAAUAAUCUCCCUUAUGAUAAGCCAUGGUGGAGUGACACUCGCUGCUCCACUCCUCCGGCAUGAAGUCCAGUAGAAAAGCACAAUUUAGUAUGCAAGUCACUGCCUUGCCCAGUUGAGGGCGCCCUUGAUUUAGAUGGUUUUUUCUUUGAACCCAGUAUUUGGAGUUUGCCCUCGUUGCUUGAAAACCCAAACUACAAAAACAAAUGACCAAAAUGUCAGAGGAAUAAAUCUCACGCGUACUAAUUUAACACUAUAACAAUAUGUUUAGGUAUUUUCCAACAAUGCAGAUGCUAUUAAAUGAAGGAGGGAGGCUUUUUUUUUUUUUUUGCCAUGCAUUAAGGACAAUUAAAACACUGUUUCCCAAGAAAACAUUUGCUGUGUUUGUGUGUUGAUGUGUUCAAGCACUAGCAUUUAAAAAAUCCCAUCAAAUGUUCUCUUCCUAUGGGAAAGUGAUGCCUGUUCAACAAAGAAAAAGAAAAGUGUAUGUCCUCCCUCCAAAGUAAUAACUAGCUUGAUGAAUCCAUUUCUUAUUUUUAUUUUUGCAACGCAAACGGAUGCCUCAGAACCGUGUUUAAAAACAUCGGACUCCACAGGCUAGACUUCUUUUGUAUUUAAGAUUAAAAAAAAACAAUGAGAGGUUGUACGAGUAUGUUCCAUGUUAUUUUUGUAAAAGCCCAAAGUUUUACAGUGUUUUUAAAAAGAAAUGGUAAGAAUGUAUAUUGUUGGAUACUGAAGCAGGGACGGACGAUGAGCAUGUACGAGCCGGGGUAGAACUGUUGUUGAAGGCGACUCCCAGACGGCUCCCUCGUUGCAAACUAAUUUCCUUAACGCUGACCUAACGAGAUACCAUUUGAGAAUAUAUAUAUUUAUAGUGAGAUUUUUUUAAUAGGUUUCCUUGUGGAAUGUUUAGUUAAGGCGAGUUAGGAUGUUCUUUCUCACAUGGCUAAUUGUCAUAGCAGUCUAGCUUUUUAUUUGUUGCAUUUUGAUUUGUACAUUUCAUUUCCGUUUUUUUAUCUUUUAUUUUUCUCUCUCCUACCAAACCGACCCAUGCUAUGCUGAAACGUGACGGGAGCGCUCUGGGCGACCCGGCGCGUUUCCUCCGAACCGGAAGAGAAACGGCUCAGAAUUAGUUUUGCAACACAACUGACCCGAGUAUAUUUUUAUAUAUUAUAUUGUAAAAACACUGUCAUUUCUGUGGGAACAGAAUAUUCAUCAUCGGUGACAUUGACAUGGAAAACUUAAGAGUUGCAUGGGACUGGAACUGUUGCAUGCAAACCGCAAUUCAUUUUUUACCAAAUUUGUGCAUUAUUUCAACUUGAUUUCAGAUGUCCUGGUAUUUUGAUCUUGUUUAUUUUUUUUAAUUAUUUCAUUUUGUUUCAUCUUAUUUUUUUAUCUUUUGAAUGUUUUGUCUUUGAGAGGAGAGUCUCCCGAGGCUGUGUGACAGUGCAAUCUGGAUAGAAAGAACAUCAGAUUUUAUGUUAGGUUGUUAUUAUUAUUAUUAUUAUUAUAUUAUUAAUUUUUUGCACCGUUUGAAUAAAUUCUCAUUGUAUUUCAAGAACA